CUAUGCUAAUAUGCAAAAUCAUUGACUCUUUUCCCAUCAAGCCACAACUUUAAUUUAAUCCUCUGAAACUUUGAAAAAAUCUUUCAGAAGAAAUUAAAGGAUGGCACAAAUUGAAAACAACAAUGCAGAUGGAAGAUGGUUUCUUCAUGGCAUGACUGCCCUAGUUACAGGUGGUACUAGGGGCAUUGGGCAUGCCAUAAUAGAAGAAUUAGCGAAUUUUGGUGCAACGAUCUAUACAUGUUCAAGAAAUAAAAAGGAUUUGGAUGAAUGUUUGGAGAAAUGGCAAAACAAAGGGUAUAAAGUAAAUGGUUCUACAUGUGACUUGAUUUUAGAAGAUCAGAGAAUCCAGUUGAUUGAAAAUGCCACUGAAUACUUCAAUGGGAAGCUUGACAUCCUCGUAAAUAAUGCUGCUGUAUGUGUACCAAAAGAGACCAACAAAAUUACAUCGGCAGAUUGCUCACUAAUGAUGGGAACAAAUUUUGAGGCUUCAUACAACUUGUGUCAAUUAGCAUAUCCUUUCUUGAAAGCUUCAGGAAAGGCAAGCAUUGUGUUCAUCUCUUCAAUCGCUGGGAUCAUGGCUAUUCCUUUUGUUUCUCUCUAUGCAGCAACAAAAGGAGCAAUAAAUCAAUUAACGAAGAACUUGGCCUGCGAAUGGGGAAAAGAUAAUAUUCGAGUUAACGCUGUUGCACCUUGGAUUAUUGAUACCGCCCUUACAGAUACAGUAGCUGAAGAUUUUGAGUCGAAAGAUGUGGAAAAUUUGAUUAAGAGAACUCCACUAAGCAGGAUGGGAAAACCAAAUGAAGUUUCAUCACUUGUGGCUUACCUAUGUUUUCCUGCUGCUGCUUAUAUAACUGGCCAAAUUAUUUGUGUUGAUGGUGGAAAAACUGUUUGUGGAUUUCCAUAAUUAAUUACUUUCAUGCCUAAAAUGAUAAAGAGAAGUCUUGAUCCAAAUAAGGCUUCAUUUUUGUAUUUUCCACUAAUUGUGAAACGUUCAUAAUGUUUGUCUAGUUUUCGAUGCAGUCAAACAAAAUGUGAACUUUUUAGCCUU
Lycium barbarum (goji berry) is the source of this 1048-nucleotide messenger RNA. RefSeq names its product tropinone reductase homolog. The transcript is spliced from 5 exons. Gene Ontology annotation, molecular function: oxidoreductase activity. The coding region runs from base 101 to 904 and encodes 267 amino acids. The record is from RefSeq and is a predicted model, not a curated record. Lineage: Eukaryota; Viridiplantae; Streptophyta; Magnoliopsida; Solanales; Solanaceae.